This is a messenger RNA of Penicillium cinerascens, 324 nucleotides long. RefSeq lists its product as uncharacterized. The record is from RefSeq and is a predicted model, not a curated record. NCBI's taxonomy places the organism in Eukaryota, Fungi, Ascomycota, Eurotiomycetes, Eurotiales, Aspergillaceae. The coding region runs from base 1 to 324 and encodes 107 amino acids. The transcript is spliced from 2 exons.
AUGGCAGAUGCCAGCGAUCUUCUCGUGGACCGCUUCGAGUGCCGAUUCCUGGGCAUUGUACAGCCUAGCGCUCCACUUGCACCAACCUUUAUGCUUCCGUUGCUUUGGCUCGAGAAACUACCCCGUCUUUCGUCGGUGAGCUUCGUUAGCACCACCGGUGCAGUUUUGACCAGCAUGAUCGGUGUUUCUCUUGAACAGAUACCCCAAGGUCACAUCCCAGCCUUUUCUCCUGCUCCGACGGUGCAUGAGGCGCGCCUGGCCGGGGCUAAUGUUGUCUUUGAUACGAUGGCCAUGUGUCCUUCGUCACCUUAUCCUCCGAGCUAA